This is a messenger RNA of Gymnodraco acuticeps, 4946 nucleotides long. RefSeq names its product PHD finger protein 14-like. The record is from RefSeq and is a predicted model, not a curated record. NCBI's taxonomy places the organism in Eukaryota, Metazoa, Chordata, Actinopteri, Perciformes, Bathydraconidae. Gene Ontology annotation, biological process: regulation of transcription by RNA polymerase II.
GCCCGGAUCACCACUCGUCUCCAGCAGUAUCGGGCCAAAGCAGAACUCUCCAGAAACACCCGUCCUCAGGCCUGGGUUCCUCGAGAGAAGCUGCCGCGACCUUUGACCUCCAGUGCCUCGGCCAUCAGGAAACUGAUGAGGAAGGCGGAGCUUAUGGGCAUCAGCACCGACAUCUUCCCCGUGGACACGUCGGAUGCUAAUGCUAGCAUGGACGGCCGCAGGAAACACAAGCAACCUGCGCUCACUGCGGACUUUGUGAACUACUACAUGGAGCGGAACAUGCGCAUGAUCCAGAUCCAGGACAACAUCUCGGAGCAGAAGAGCCUGAAAGACAAGCUGGAGAGCGAGCAGGAGAAACUGCAUGUGGAGUACAACAAGCUGUGUGAGUCUCUGGAGGAGCUGCUGAAUGUGAACGGAGAUCUGCGCAGUGAAGGCCAGGCCGUGUGGACUCUGCUGGGGGACAUCAUGGGACAGAAACUGAACACCCCUGCUGUUCUGAAAGCCCCAAAGGAAAGGAAGCCCAGCAAGAAGGAGGGAGGAACAACAGGGAAGGCCUCCAGCCUGCCAGCUAUACUCUACAGUUGUGGCAUCUGUAAGAAGAACCAGGACCAACACCUGCUGGUUCUGUGUGACACCUGCAAGCUGUACUACCACCUGGGCUGCCUGGAGCCCCCUCUCACACGCAUGCCCAAGAAGACCAAGAACAGCUACUGGCAAUGCUCCGAGUGCGACCAGGCCAGCAGCGACGAGGCUGACAUCGCCAUGGAAACGCUGCCGGACGGCACCAAGAGGUCGCGGCGGCAAAUCAAAGGACCAAUCAAAUUCAUCCCUCAGGAGAUGUCCCCGGAGCCCAAGAAGCAUCAGAGAACCAGAGGUCAGAAGAGGAAAAGAGUUGCUAUCGGCGACGACAGAGACGAUAAAACUGAGGAACCGAUGCCACGGGAACGCCGGCAGAGACAGUCGGCGCUACAGAAAAAACCGAAAGCGGACGACACGAGGACCGAAUGCACGAGCUGCAGCGGGCCGGGAGACAACGAGAACCUCGUCAGGUUGUGAGAGCCGGGGCAGAUCCUCCCCUCCCAUUGGCUUAGAGACAGAGAGAGGGACACAAAAUGAGUCACGAGACGUCACCAAACAUCGCCCGACACCAAACAUCGCCGUAAAAGAUUCCAAACAUCGCCCAACGAACACUGAACGCACCGCGGGAGGUCCUGAGACCGCUGGACUCUUAACGAGGAACUUUUUGUCAACAGAUGUACUCGAGUUACUGCAUCUCAAACGUGUUUGACCAAUUUAGAAAUGAGUCAUGUAUGUAUUAAACCACAAGUAACCAACGCUAGUUAGAGUAGAGUUAGACAAAAACAAUGGACUAAAGGGACAGAUGAUGGAUGCAACUACUAGAAACCGCCUUUGAGUGUUUUUGUCAACACAUGUAGCUCAAGUUGUUUUCAUCUCAAACGUUUUUGACCAAUUUAGAAAUGAGUCAUGUAUGUAUGUAGUAAACCACAAAUAACCAACGUUAGUUUGGGUAGAAUUAGACAAAAAGGUCAAAUGAUGGAUGCAACAGUUUGAAAGAGAGUCCUGGUGUCUGUACUUUUUUCAUGUGAUGUGUUUACGUAAGAAAUAGCAUGUUAGACGGUGAGGGACCCAUCAGCUAUGGAGUGAAAUCACUAAGAUGAUUAGUAUACCCUGAAAGAGUCAUAGAGACCACUGAGGAUGCACCGGAGAAGCAGCUUUCUAAUGUGACGUUUGAGGGGUAUAGGUUUGUCCAAUGUUUCUCCUUUGCUAGAAACUGAAUGAAGGACUUGAAGCUUGAGAAAGGUCAGAAACACACCGCCCAACGAACACUGAAGGUGGAGGUCCUGAAACCGCUGGACUCUUAACGAGGAACCGUCUUUUUGUCAACAGAUGUAGCUCGAGUUACUGCAUCUCAAACGUUAUUAAGACAUGAGUCAUGUAUGUAUGUAUUAGACCACAAGUAACCAACGCUAGUUAGGGUAGAAUUACACAAAAACAAUGGACUAAAGGGACAGAUGAUGGAUGCAACUACUAGAAACCGACUUUGAGUGUUGUUGUCAACAGAUGUAGCUCAAGUUGUUUUCAUCUCAAACGUUUGACCAAUUUAGAAGUGAGUCAUGUAUGUAGUAAACCACAAAUAACCAACGUUAGUUAGGGUAUAAUUAGACAAAAAGGUCAAAAGAUGGAUGCAACAGUCCCAAAACGACUUUGUAAGAGUGUCUUUACUUUUUUCAUGUGAUGUGUUUACAUUAGGAAUAGCAUGUUAGACGAUGAGGGACCCAUUUGCUUUGGAGUGGAAAUCACUAAGCUGAUUAUUAGAGCCAUAAAGACCACUGAGGAAGCACCGAUUUCCACCAAGAAGCAGCUUUCUAAUGUCACGUUUGAGGGGUAUAGGUUUGUCCAAUGUUUCUCCGUUGCUAGAAACUGAAUGAAGGACUUGAAGCUUGAGAAAGGUCAGAAACAUACCGCCCAACGAACACUGAACGCACCGGGAGGUCCUGAAACCACUGGACUCUUAACGAGGAACCUCCUUUUGAGUUGUUUUGUCAACAAGUCGAGUUGUCUGCAUCUCAAACGUUAUUUGACCAAUUUAGAAAUGAGUUAUGUAUGUAUGUAUUAAACCACACAUAACCAACGCUAGUUAUGGUAGAAUUAGACACAAUGGACUAAAAGGUCAAAUGAUGGAUGCAACUGUCCGAAACGACUUUGUGAGAGAGUCCUGGUGUCUUUACUUUAUAUCGUGAUGUGUUUACAUUAGAAAUAGCAUGUUAGACGGUGAGGGACUCAUUUGCUUUGGAGUGGAAAUCACUAAGAUGAUUAGCAAUGAAAGAGCCAUGAAGACCACUAAGGAAGCAGCUUUCUACCAAGAAACAGCUUUCUAAUGUGACGUUUGAGGGGUUUAGGUUUGUCCAAUGUUUCUCCGUUGCUAGAAACUGAAUGGAGGACUUGAAGCCUGUAAAACGUGCUGCUAAAACGUGCUCUCUAACCUAUGGAGCCUUGAAGACCACUGAAGGUGAACGAGAAGAAUCAGCUUUCUUGAACAAGCUCAGAUCCCCCUAAAGUAUUGUGUUAAAUGCGACAUCUAAAAGUAGUGAGUUCCUCCAACGUCUCUCCAUUGCUAGAAACUGAGUUGAAGACUUUUAGCUUGACAAGCGUCAGACUCGUAGCUGAUUUAUCGUCUUCUGAUAACGCCUCUCUAAGCCUAAUGAGCCUUGAAGAUCACUGAAGAUGAACCGUUAUCCACGAAGAGCAGCUUUCUAAAAAAAACCUGCAUAAUUCCCCUUUUUCAGGAGCCUUAAGAUUGUGUUGAACUCGAUGUUUGACGGUUUGCAGUUCGCCAACGUUUCACCAUUACUGGAAAUUGAUCUUUAGCUGUCAGAAUUGUCCAGAUACAAAACGUGCUCUCUGUGUCUAAUGAGCCUUGAAAACCACUGAAGAAGAACCGUUUUCCACGAAGAAGCAGUUUUCUAAAAAGCUAAAACUCCCUUUUUACAAGAUCUUAAAGAUUGUGUUGAAAUCUGAUGUUUGGCGGGUUAUAAGUUCGUCUAAAGUCUCUCCAUUUCUAGAAACUGGUAGAAGAACUUUUAGUUUGGAAAGACAUCCUGAAGCAUUGCUUUUUUAUUGUCGUCUGACAUGUAUUUUAAUUACUUUAAAUCAACUUUUUUUAAUGGCUGGGUUUUCUGCACUCUUAACCUCUCCAUCAGAACCAAUCACUAUUGACUGAUCUGCCAUCCAAUCAUUUCAGUGUCAAUUGGGUUAAUUAGAAACACUCGAACAAAAAGCUCGACCAGAUUUGAUUGUUGUGUUUGUGUUUUAAGGACAAGGAAAGUGUUUGUGUAUAGAACAGCCAACUCAGUAAAUGAAUGCUACCGUUUAGCAUCUGUAGUUUAGUUAGAGGUAAUAGUUCUUAGAUUUUAGAAGUCUUUCUCUGUUUAGUGGUGACAGCUAAACUGAAAGGUCGUCAUAAGGAAGUCCAGUUCUGUCUGAGCUUUUAAACCAGUUCUGUCUCUUGAGCUUUUAAACCAGUUCUGUUCCUGAGCUUUUAAACCAGUUCUGUCUCUGAGCUUUCAGACCAGUUCUGUCUCUUGAGCUUUUAAACCAGUUCUGUUCCUGAGCUUUUAAACCAGUUCUGUCUCUGAGCUUUCAGACCAGUUCUGUUCCUGAGCUUUCAGACCAGUUCUGUUCCUGAGCUUUUAAACCAGUUCUGUCUCUUGAGCUUUUAGACCAGUUCUGUUCCUGAGCUUUCAGACCAGUUCUGUUCCUGAGCUUUUAGACCAGUUCUGUCUCUUGAGCUUUCAGACCAGUUCUGUUCCUGAGCUUUUAAACCAGUUCUGUCGCUGAGCUUUCAGACCAGUUCUGUUCCUGAGCUUUUAAACCAGUUCUGUCUCUGAGCUUUCAGACCAGUUCUGUUCCUGAGCUUUUAAACCAGUUCUGUCGCUGAGCUUUCAGACCAGUUCUGUUCCUGAGCUUUUAAACCAGUUCUGUCUCUUGAGCUUUUAAACCAGUUCUGUCUCUUGAGCUUUUAGACCAGUUCUGUCUCUGAGCUUUUAGACCAGUUCUGUCUCUGAGCUUUCAGACCAGUGUUGUUCCUGAGCUUUUAGACCAGUUCUGUUUCUGAGCUUUCAGACCAGUUCUGUCUCUUGAGCUUUUAGACCAGUUCUGUCUCCGAGCUUUCAGACCAGUUCUGUUUCGGUCCGGACUCCAGAGAAACUCCCUCCUCAUGCAUGGCUGUAUCUAUUUAACCUGUACAGUAAAUUACAUGUGUCCAAAUGUAGAGUCUGAAUGCCAGGUAGUGACGUUGUGUGUACAGUAUUUAUUGAAGAGGCCAUGUACUUUUUCGUGCCUACAAACGUGAUUUAUAUCUCAUGGUGUUGAGUUGAACUCUGAUUUUUUUUAAUGCAUUAUUAAAUGUUCUUUUAAUUGCCAAA